CGAAGUUGAAUAUAAAAUUAAGAUAAACAAAACAAAAAGGAAAAAAUGGUUUUAUUUUGGUUUGUCAUUUUCUGUUCACUUGGAAGCAUAUUUGCAGAAGACUGUCCAUGCUGUGAAAAUUGUACAAUUACUGCAACAACAGAUGCAGCAACAACAACAGAACAAAUAACAACAGCAACAACAUUUGCACAAACAACAACAACAUGUGUGAUGUGCGGUAAAGGGCUUUAUCUCGAUGGUGAUGCAUGUCAACCUUGUAGAGCAGGAUACUUUUGCCCAGACAACUACAAUGAAGAGAUAUUAUGUAGUGACGGGCAUUACACCAACACAACAGGACAAGCUUCGUGUAUUUUAUGCCCAGAAGGUCACAUGUGUAUUUCAGCACUAAAUGUAUCUGUAGGGCAAACUACACACCCUAUACCUUGCCCUCUUGGACAGUUUGCGAAACAGGGUGACGGAAUAUGUUCAGUGUGUCCGCAAGGUUAUUUUGCCAACUCAACUGCCCAAGAGAUCUGCGAAUUAUGCCCAGCAGGCCACCAAUGCCAGAAUAGCUCUUUGAGUCCAGUACCCUGUCCCGAAGGCUCAUUUUCACUCUCUGGCUCCAUCACAUGCACUGUAUGUUCAUUGGGAUAUUACAGCAACAAUACGGGUUCCUCUGCAUGCCAGCCCUGCCCAAGGGGUUACAUGUGCCCCAACCCGUCUAGUGACCCCCAGGCAUGCCCAGCUGGGUCCAUAUCCUUAGGGGUCACAGACACCUGCCUACCAUGCCCACCAGGCCACUACACAAUUGAAACUGCAGGCUCCUAUUGCUUACACUGCCCUGCUGGCUCAAAAUGCAACAGCACAAACCAAGAACCUAGUCUUUGUGAAGCAGGCACUUACUCUAGCAACAGAUCUACCGAAUGUUCAUCCUGUUCUGUUGGAUUUUAUGCUAAUUUCACAGGCGCAACUGAAUGCUUACAAUGUGAAACUGGCUACAAAUGCCCUGACGCAGCUAGCAGUCCUAUACAGUGCAAUACUGGCAUGUAUUCUACUGAUGGCGCCACAGACUGCCUACCUUGCCAAGUAGGGUAUUAUAACGACAAAAAAGGCCAGUCCACAUGUAAUGAAUGUCCAAGUGGUCAUUAUUGUCCGAAUGGUUCAAGUUCCCCAGAAAAAUGUCCUGCUGGUACAUUUUCUCUAUCUCUAUCAACAGAAUGCACUGACUGUCCAUUGGGCCAUUACAAUACAUUACCUGGAUCUCAAAACUGCUCUGAAUGCCCACCUGGCUUUAGCUGUUCAAAUUCAACCACUGUAACCCCAUGUAUUGGUGGUACAUACUCAACUGGAUUGCAAACUGAAUGCACACAAUGCGAAUCUGGCUACUAUGCUGUGGGAAACAGCUCAAAGCAAUGUCUACAAUGUCCCGAAGGCCACUCAUGCUCUGACCCUACUUUAGCUCCAAUUAAAUGCUCUGCAGGGACCUUUUCUACACCAUGUUCAAUUGAAUGUGAAAUGUGUCCGAUGGGUUUUUACUCUGCACAACAUGGGUCCCAAAACUGUACAAUCUGCCCAGCUGGGUCCCAAUGCAAAAACGCUUCCAACACAGUCCUAUGCCAAUCUGGCAGUUACAGUAAUGCAGCAUCCACUAUUUGCACUGAAUGCUCUGCUGGGUAUUACACCACUUCAACAGGCAGUACAUCAUGCAUGGAAUGUCCUGAAGGCCAUGCUUGUCCUAUGAUUGACAGUGACCCUGUUAUAUGCACUGCUGGCAAUGUUAGUUUAGCAAGAGCAGUUUCAUGCACACCAUGCAUAGCUGGCCAUACUUAUGUGGAUAUACCAGGUCAGUCUACAUGUCUGCCUUGUCCAGAUGGUUAUAUGUGUAAUGACCCAUCAGUAGCACCCAAUAACCAGUCUUGCAUGGCUGGAUGGUACGGCACCAAUGGCAACACUUGUAGAAGGUGUCCACCUGGAAGAUACAGCAAUGUAACUGGAUCUCUAAGCUGUGACUUAUGCCCAGCUGGAACAUUUUGCCCAGUUGAAGGAAGCGUGUCUUAUCUCACUUGUCAAGCUGGUAGUUUCAGUGUUGCCGGAUCCACAAACUGCACCCAGUGUUUCCCAGGAUAUUUUCAAACCAUGGAGAUGCAAGAUUCCUGUCAACUUUGCCCAUCAGGCUACAGUUGUUCAAACCCAUCAUCAAACCCAACCCAAUGCCAAGCAGGUAGUUUUGCCACAAAUGGUUCUACCAUAUGUACACCUUGUAAUGCAGGCACAUAUCAGGACCUACCUGGCCAAGCUGGUUGUAAAAAUUGCCCAGCAGGCUACAAGUGUCCAGGCAGUGGUACAGUGAGCCCUAUAAUUUGUUCCAAUGGUACAGUUUCAACAUCUGGUCUGUCUGAAUGCUUCCUAUGCAAUUAUGGCUGGUAUGCGGCAGCUGAAGGCUUGACCAACUGCACAGCAUGUCUAGUGGGUCACUACUGCCCUUCACCCAACCUGCCUCCCAUACCCUGUCAGUCUGGCUACGUGGCUUCUGUUGAGGGUCUUAUGGAGUGCUCACUGUGCAACGCCGGGUCCUACUCCGCGCACAAUGGUUCCACUGUGUGCCAAAGCUGCCCGGUGGGCCAUGAGUGUCCAGAUGGGGCCACUGAACCAUCUAAGUGCUUUCCGGGCUCCUAUGCAGACACCAAUGACACAGUUCAAUGCAAAGCAUGUGAGACCGGCACCUACAAUACUGACUUCACGUCCACACAAUGUUCUCCAUGUCCUGCUGGUCACAGCUGUAUUGCUACUAAUGUAGAACCUCAAGCAUGCUUAGCUGGAACAUACAGUGCUGUGGGAUCUACAGUCUGCAUAGGUUGUAGUUCUGGCACAUACACUACUACCAAUAGCAGUUCAUCAUGUACAGUUUGUCCCAAGGACCACACAUGCGUAUUCCCUACAGCACAGCCUGAACCAUGCACAUUGGGAAUGUACAGUCCACCUGGUUCAACCAUAUGCUACACUGCUGCACAAGGAACCAUUUAUGACCCAGUGACUGGAUUAUCAACUGCAUGCUCACCAGGAUCCUACUUAUUUAACUCCACUUCAUGCGAGGCAUGCCCCAAAGGGUUUUCAUGUUCUGGUAGUACAGCACCCCCCCAACAGUGCGUGAAUAGCACAUAUCAAGACAGUGAAGGGAAAUCUACAUGCAUUCCAUGCCCAGCAGGGCAAAGUUGUCUUGAUCCUGCUGCUACCCCUGUUGAUUGUAUUGCUGGUCAAUUCAGUGCACAAGGUUCUAUAAUAUGCACACCUUGUAAAAGUGGUCACUACAGCUCAUCUAAUGCAAGUUAUUGCAACCCGUGUCCUGCUGGUUCAUCAUGUCCUGGAGGUACUUCAGCUGUUGAUUGUCCUUCUGGAACAUUCUCUUUGGAAGCAGAUGGCUCGUGCACAAGUUGUAAAAACGGCACCACAACCGAUGGAAACCCAGGACAAUCAUACUGUCAAGAUUGCCCUGCAGGAAACGAAUGCCUAGACCCAACAGCAGGACCUAACCCAUGCUCAACUGGCACGUACAGCCACAAAGGAGACGGUGAAUGCUUUACUUGCCCACCUGGAACAUACUGUGCAGAUCCUGCUGCUGAACCUUUAGUUUGUCCUACUGGUACUUAUUCUCUUGGUGGUAGUGGUUCAUCAUGCAUUGACUGCCCAGCUGGUCAAUCUUGUAUAGAAGUUGAUAAAACACCCGUUAACUGUGUGACUGGUGAAUACUCUCUUCUGCGUGAUGGAAAUUGUAAGCCUUGCCCUGCUGGCCAAUCAUGUGCUACUACAGCUUCUACACCAGUUACUUGCACUGGUACUGGUGUGUUCAGUUUGGAAGGAAAUGAUACAUGUUAUGCAUGCCCAUCUGGCUACAUCUGUACUGACCCUGCAGCAGCUCCACUUAAAUGUGCAAUUGGUUCAACUACUGAAGGAAAAACAGGCCAAACAACUUGUACACCAUGCCCAGCUGGUUCAACAUGCCUUGACCCAACAACUAGUCCAUCGGUAUGUCCUACUGGUUCCUACAUACCAGCUGGUAGUAUUAACUGUGAACCAUGCCCUGCAGGUGCUAGUUGUGAAGGGGGUACUGUGGUACCUUGUACACCAGGUACAUAUGCAAUCUUAGGUGAUGGGAUAUGUAGUGCAUGUCCUGCUGGGAAUGCAUGUCCAUAUACAAACCAAGGCCCAAUUAUCAACUGUGAAGCAGGGUCCUUCUCCUUUGAAAACCAGACGUCAUGCACUCCGUGUCCAGCUGGCUUCUCAUGCCCGGACACUACAACUGACACCAAAGUUCCGUGUGCCACUGGUACUUACUCGUUUGGCGGGAGCGCAACUUGCACGAGUUGCACGGCGGGCACGAUGUGUCCGAGCACUGAUGGAAGUGGAAAUGUGCCGUGUAUGCCGGGCACAUAUUCAUUGUCGAAUGCAACAAAGUGUGAGUCAUGCCCAGCAGGCCAGGCAUGCCCAUAUACUAACAGUGAUACUAUGGUCACAUGUGAAGAUGGUACUUUCUCAGGGCCUGACCAAACUACGUGCACAACCUGCCCAGCUGGUUACGAAUGCCUUACUUUUAAUACAGCUGAUGGUGGGGCAACUGCAUGUGCAUCAGGAUCAUACAGCACCACUGGUGUGGCUACAUGUACAGAUUGCCUGCCUGGUUACGCUUGUCCAACCAUAUUUGUUCCCAUAAUUAUAACAUGCCCUGCUGGUACCUACUCUAUAGCCAAGCAAAUGGCUUGCACACCGUGUCCAGCUGGUGAAUAUUGUUCAACAACAGUCGUAACAUCGGGAACCCCAUGUGACCCUGGUUCCUACAGUUUAGGACGACAGACUGAAUGCACUCCGUGUCCUUCUGGAUUUGAUUGCAUUACAAACCCAGCUGUUUACCCAACACCUUGUACAGCAGGUACAUAUUCCACAGCAGCUAGUACAACAGGGUGUGUAACAUGUGAUGCUGGUUAUUUAUGUGGUGAAGCAAGUACUUCACCUACCCCUGUUAGUGGAUUAUGCCCAAUAGGUUAUUACUGUACUGCCGGUGCCAUUACUGCUACUGAAUGUGCUGCUGGUACUUAUGGAUCAAGAGAAGGUUUAACCUCAGCAACAGGCACUGAUGGGUGCACAGACUGUCCUGCAGGUUACUUCUGCCUUGCUGCAACAGAAGGCGUUCCUGGCGUCAACAACCUCUGUCCACGAGGUGCUUACUGCGUAGCUGGAACACAGACUGCUAAUGAAAAUCGAUGCCCAGCAGGCACCUAUGGGCCCUAUCCUGGCCAGGAAGAUGUAAAUGGCUGUAAGGAGUGCCCAGAAGGCCGGUCGUGCCCAAGUGGAUGCUCUGAACCUGGUGUCCCAUGUCCGCGCGGCCAUUACUGUGGUCCAGGUACAGGUGUUAUAGGAGGUCCAUCUCCCCCUACACCAUGUGUUGCUGGUACAUACACUGCAGAAGAAGGGGCACGAACUGCAGAUGCGUGCGUUGCAUGUCCUGCUGGUUAUUACUGCACACAAGGAACUGCCAACCCUACAGCGUGCGCACCAGGCACAUUUCAACCUAAUGUUGGCCAGUCAGACCCGAACAGCUGCAUACAGUGCACAGCAGGCACAGCGUGCACACAAUCUGCACUAAAGGGGCCAGACAAGUCCUGUGACCCAGGGCACUUUUGCCCAGAGGGGACAUCACUUUCCAACACCAACCCGUGCCCAAACGGAACUUUUACAGAUUUUUACAACCUUACUUCAGCUGACCAGUGUGAAACUUGCCCUGUUAGAUUUUCCUGCCCUGCUGGUACUGGAGGCACCAACCAGGCCCCCUUAAAAUGCGCCCCAGGAUAUUACUGCCCCAACGGGACCCAGUACCCCACCCAAUUCCCCUGCCCCGCUGGGUCAUACUCCAACAAAACUAACCUAGCAUGGCUGGAUGAAUGCUGGAUUUGUCCCAAGGGUUCAUGGUGUGUGAAUGGUAGCACACAACCUCAAGGGCCUUGCCCUGCAGGAUACUACUGCCCUGCAGGCACACAGUACGCCACGCAGUACCCGUGCUCCUCUGGUUCAUUCUCCAACCAGACAGGUAUCGUAAGAUGGGAAGAUUGCGAUGAUUGCUUGCAAGGUUCAUUCUGUGCAGAAGGUUCAAGUACGCCCAUGUUGUGCCCUCCUGGGACAUACAAUAACGUAUCUGGAUCUGAUGGUCCUGAAGACUGUGCAUCAUGCGUGGCAGGUUUCUACUGCCCUGAUAAUGGAACUGCUGACCCUGUUAGCUGUGGGAAAGGCCAAUAUUCUGACUACGGAGCCUCAAAAUGUGAAAUUUGUCCAGCUGGUAGAUAUUGCGAUGAAGACAGUCUGCCUGCUUAUUCUUUACCAAAUAAAGUAUGUCCAUCUGGCAUGCAUUGUCCUGAAGGCAGCACCCAAGCACCAAACUUAUACAAUAACUCAUGCCCUGCUGGCUUCUACUGUCUGUUGGGUAGUACGAAUGCAUACCCUGUACCAUGUCCAGUGGGAACCUACAGUGACCAGACAGGUCUUAAAACAGAAUCUGAUUGUGUGCAGUGUACUGAAGGAUAUUAUUGCGACGUUACCAAUUUAACAGCCCCGGCGGGCCCUUGCCCCAGCGGUUACUACUGUACAGCAGGCACUGGUGCAUCAAACACCCACCCCUGUGACCCUGGUACUUUCCUCAAUGGUACAUCAGCUAUUUCAUCGAUAAGUUGUACUGAGUGUUUAUCUGGGUAUUAUUGUCCGAACCCUGGAACCGCUGAACCACUACCUUGCCCAGUGGGCUUCUACUGCACUCCAGGCCGUGUUGACGCAGAACCAUGCCCAGCAGGGACAUACAGCAAUCGUACGAACGUUAAAAGUGAUCUUGAAUGCACCUUAUGCCUUGGUGGUUACUACUGUAUGGGUGUUGGCAACUCAGAAGUUACAGGCCCUUGUGAUGCUGGUUAUUACUGCAUAGAAGGAGCAACUAAUCCAACCCCCACAGAUGGAUCAACAGGUGGCAACUGCACAGCAGGGGGUUACUGCCCUUCCGGGGUCAAAUGGCCCCAACCAUGCGAACCAGGAACAUACUCAGAAUCAGAAGGAGCUAAAAGUCAAAGCAACUGUGUGGCGUGCCCUGCUGGUAAAUUCUGUUCUGGCACAAACUCUAUUGGAGUGACAGGAGACUGCUCCCCUGGUUAUUACUGUCCCGGUGGUGCAAGCACACCAACACAGAUGGUUGCACAGCCUGGUUAUUAUGCACCAGCAGGGGCUAAAGACCAAACAAGAUGCAACUGCAGCACAUACAGUCCAGGCAACCACUCCGCUUCAUGUGACACCUGCCCCCCUGGUCAGUUUUGUAACGAGACUGGCAUGUCAUUCACACACCCAUGCCCCCCUGGUAGUUACUGCCCUGCUGGCUCUACUAACCCAACGCCUUGUCUUGAGGGUACAUACAACAGCGUACCAGGAGCUACUGAUGAUACUUUCUGUAAUCCAUGUGAAGAGGGAUAUUAUUGUAGUCAGGUUGGAUUAGCUGCCAGUGAGGCACAGUGCUUAGCAGGGUACUGGUGUGGACAAGGUUCCAUUACAGGCACUCCUAAUGGUACGUUACCAACUGGAGGUCCAUGUCCUGCUGGUUCUUAUUGUGAAAUGGGGGAAGCAAGCCCUCUUGGAAAAUUGUGUGAUCCAGGCACAUACAACAACGUCACGCAUGGCAACUCAUCAAGUUUCUGCUUACCAUGCAUAGCAGGCAGGACGUGUCCUUUACCAGGAAUGUCUGAACCAUCUGGAUACUGUGAACCAGGCUACUACUGCAAAGAAGGAGCCACUGCCCCCUUCCCCACUGACCUACCAUCGAGCUGGGGGUUUGAAUGUGAAGCAGGCUACUACUGUCCCGAAGGCAGUGGUUACCCUAAACCAUGCCCCCCAGGAAACUAUACAGAAACUAAACUACAAUCAUCAUGUGCUGAGUGCCCUGCAGGGUACCAGUGUAUAGGAAUUGCAAACAAGACGUUAUGCCCUGUUGGAAUGUAUUGUCCCCCUGGUACAGGACUUGAUCCAGGCAGAUGUCCAACGGGAACAUAUUACGACGUAGAAGGGGCAGAAUCUAUUAGUGAUUGUAAAGAAUGCAGUGCAGGUUUUUAUUGUGACACUCUUGGUCUUACAUCACCAACCAAGCAAUGUGAUGCAUCCUACUACUGCAGAUCUGGGGUAAAUGUUAGUGACCCCGGGACUGCCCCCAGCUCAGGGGACGGGGGUUUAUGUCCACCUGGGUAUUAUUGUCUUCAGGGAACGGGGGAACCUGUGGGUUGCGACGAGGGAACUUUCUCUGAUAAGAUUGGAGCAAGCACACCUGGCGAUUGUGACAGCUGUACAGUUGGUCAAUUUUGCUCGGAAAGGAAUCUUACAUCACCUAAUGGAAACUGCACAGCUGGAUUCUUCUGCUCUGGUGGUUCAGCUACCCCUACACCAACAGGUAUUGGUGGAAAUGUAUGUUCAUACGGCAAAUACUGCCCUGAAGGGACAGUGGUUGAGUUAGACUGUCCACCUGGAGGUUACAGCAACACUACAGGGUUACCUGCAUGUACACCUUGUCAAGAAGGCUUCUAUUGUCCUGGUGCUACCAUAGAUUACUCACAAAAUCCAUGCAUGCCUGGGUAUUACUGCCCUACAGGCACAGCAAGCUACAUAGAUACCCCAUGUCCACCUGGUUCCUAUGGUACUGUACCACAAGCAUCAUCUAUAGAUAUGUGUUCACCAUGUGAUCCUGGCAUGUAUUGUGUGGGGAAUGGUUCCACUACCCCAACUGCACAAUGUGACCCAGGUUAUUACUGCGUCGUCAACGCCACCACCCCCAAACCAAGCGGUAUGAUGAAUGUAACGGGUGUCGACUCAUGUUUAUGCCCCGCUACUGACACAGGGGGUCGUUGCCCCAUUGGAUAUUUCUGCACGGCAGGUUCACCUGCGCCAGAACCCUGCACUGGAGGUUACUACUGCGAAACAGAAGGUCUAGAUGCUCCUACAGCCAAAUGCUUUGCUGGUUAUUACUGCAACAGCAGUGCUACCAGACCAGACCCUGUUGAUGGUUUUACUGGUGGUGUGUGUACUGAGGGCCAUUGGUGUGAUGAAGGAACUGCCAACCCUAAACCAUGCCCAGCAGGCACUUAUAACAACGGGACGUUCCUUAAAUCUCAAUCUGAAUGCUCACAAUGCACUGGUGGUUACUACUGUCCUGAUGCUGGGCAAGUUACAGUCACAGAAGAAUGCCCAGAAGGCCACUUCUGUCCCUCCGGUUCAAGCAAUGGCACCAGCAACCCAUGCCAACCUGGUUUUUACUGUCCAGCUGGUUCACCAGAUCAAGUAAUUUGUAACUCAGGUUACUACCAAGAUGAAAUGCAAGCUAUAGAUUGCAAACAAUGCCUUGAAGGUUACUACUGUGACAAUAGCAUUGCUGCAAUCCCAGAUUACAGUACCUAUCCUUGUCCUAUGGGUAGUUAUUGCCCCAAUGGUACCACAUUUUCCACACAAUAUCUAUGCCAACCUGGUACCUAUGGUAGCCAAGAGAAAAGGGUUUCUGCAGAUCAAUGUGAUGACUGCCCACCUGGCAAAUAUUGUCCUCUUUUGGGAAUGGUAUCUUCGGAUGUUACACCAUCUUCCCCCACCUACGAUUGUGCAGCUGGUUAUCUUUGUAUAUCUGGUGCUUCAGUUGCUACACCUAAUGAUACAGUCACUGGUAAACCAUGCGACGCUGGCUAUUACUGCAAAGAAGGUGCAAUAUCUCCUACUUCAUGCAAAGAAGGGACAUUCAACAAUCAAACCGGACAAGGAUUUUCAACCGCAUGUGUAGACUGCACACCGGGUUAUUAUUGUGAUCAAAAAGCUUUGGUUAAUCCGUCUGCAAAAUGCAGUGCUGGCUACUACUGUCCUGGUGGUGAUGAAAUACCUACGCCUGCAAACCAGAACUGUACAGUAGGUCACUACUGCCCUGAAGGAACAGCAAACCCCAUUCCAUGCCCUGAUGGAAGAUACAUGCUUGAUAGACAGGCUGAGAUAUGUUUAGACUGCCCAGCUGGUACUUACUGUGUGGAUGGUAUUAAUACACUCCCAUGCCCUAUUGGUUAUUUCUGCCCAAAUGGGACAGGCUAUCCGUGGCCUGCCUGCCCACCUGGCAGCUUUGGACAAGCUGGUAGCUUACAAAAGAUUGACGAUUGCGAGGCAUGCCCUGCAGGAAAAUAUUGCGAGGAAUAUAAUGCAACAACAUAUACUGGUCCAUGUGAAGCGACUUAUUUUUGUAAAAAUGGAAGUUCCUCAGCUACACCUGAUGGGAGCGACGGUAUCAAUGGUCCGUGCUCUCCUGGUCACUAUUGUCCAGCGGGUGUCACUGUGGAGCAGGAUUGUCCACCAGGAACAUUUUCAAACAAAAGUGGCCUCGCUGUUGCUUCUGAAUGUUCUGGCUGUCCUGCCGGUAAAUUCUGCAGCGGUGGAAAAGAUGCCCCAGAUGGUGACUGUGCAGGGGGUUAUUACUGUGUUGUGAAUUCCACACAAGAAAAACCACCAGUAACAGAUAACACAGGUGGUCCAUGCCCAUCUGGUUUCCAAUGCCCAGUAGGAUCUGCCAACCCAGAAGCUUGCAGAAUUGGAACUUAUAAUAACCAACCUGGACUGCAAGAGUGCUACACCUGCCCUGCAGGCUACUUCUGUCCUGAAAAUGCGACAGACUAUAUCAACAACGAGUGUCCACCUGGUUAUUUCUGCCCUAAUGGAACUGGGGGUCCAUAUGAUCACCCAUGCCCUAUUGGUACAUUCAACAAUGCUAGUGGUGGACAGGAUUUAAGGGACUGUGCACCUUGUAAACCAGGUUAUUAUUGCGAAACUGUUGGUCUACGUGAACCCAAUGCUCUAUGUUCAGAGGGCUGGUAUUGCACGUUAUGUUCAUGGUCUCCCACCCCUACUAACUCCACCCCUAUAACUGUAAGCGACACUUCAUGCCUUUGUCCUGUACAAAGUGACGUCAACUCAACAGGAGGUCGAUGCCAACCUGGAAGUUUCUGCCCAACAGGGUCAUACGAACCAACACCGUGCACGCCAGGAGAAUAUUGUGAAACUGCUGGUCUUGGUAGCAUGACCAGUGGACCGUGUCAAGCAGGUUUCUAUUGUCUUGGUGGUGCGAGCUCUCCCACCCCCUCUGAUGGUGUAACUGGUGAUGUGUGUCCCAUUGGACAUUACUGUGAGUCAGGUAGCAAAGAUAAAACACCUUGUGCUCCUGGUACCUUCAGUAACCUUACUGAGAAUCAGAACCAACAAAGAUAUUACACCUUGUGCUCCUGGUACCUUCAGUAA
Ciona intestinalis (vase tunicate) is the source of this 11304-nucleotide messenger RNA. The record is from RefSeq and is a predicted model, not a curated record. Lineage: Eukaryota; Metazoa; Chordata; Ascidiacea; Phlebobranchia; Cionidae.